AUGGACCACAUGGCUUUCCAGGUCCCGGGCAUGGCCCCUCCCAUCAUGAAUCACCCACCACCGCAGGUCUUUGGUAGCUACGAUGGCAUACCACAAUUGCACCCCGAAAUAGCCGCCCAGAUGUUUAACGACUCGGCUAUGAUGCUUGAAGAUGCCAACGAUCCUAAGAGAAGGAGAAUUGCUAGGGCUUGCGAUAUGUGCCGGAAGAAGAAGAUCAAGUGCGACGGCAAGAUGCCGUCUUGUACGCACUGUAUCAACUACAAGACCGAAUGUGUCUUUACUCAAGUAGAGAAGAAGCGCGCUCCUCCCAAAGGUGCAAAGUAUAUCGAGGGUCUUGAGAACCGUUUAAAUCGCAUGGAACAUCUCUUGAGGCUUUCUGGCCUCCUCGACGAGGAUGAUGAUGAUCUUGGUGCUUUGGAGAAGAGGUUAAUGGAGCGGCAACACAAGUCAAGGCAAGCGUCAAUGGCUGUUGGAUCCGGACCAAACUCCCCAACUCACUCUACAUCUGCUCCCUCUGCCAUAGACGCUUCUGCAAUGACUCCUCAGAGCUCACUGACAUCACCCAACUCAAUCGUCAAGGAAGAGAAGCGCAAGUCGGCGACGCCAGCUCCUUCGACGGCCCCUUCAACCGCUCCAGCGCCAAAUGCGAAUGGAGAAGAGGUGAAAACAGAAGAGCCGGAGGAGGUGGAGGCUCUAUCAGAGAUGAUGUGCUCUCUGGUGACCAACAACUACGGAGAGACUAGAUACAUCGGCUCAUCUUCUGGCUUCUCUAUUUUCUCGCCCAAGGGAGUCUCGUGGGUGAACUCAAAGACUGGCGACGACUCUUUCCAACGGACUAUAUCGGACAUUUCUGUCGACGACCACAAGUGGACUAACUGGAAGCCUGAGGUCUUUAGCGAUCUAUUCCAGCGACCUAUUUUCCGACCCUUGCCUCCCAAGACUGAAGCCCUGUCUCUACUCCAGGAUUACUUUGACAACUUCAACUGCAUCUUCCCCCUGUUUCAUCAGCCAACCUUUAUGCACUUGGUCCAGAUGCAGUAUUCGUCAGAGCCGUACCAAGGAUCUGGGUGGUGGGCCAGUCUCAAUUGUGCGCUCGCUAUCGCCCACCGUCUGCGUGUUAUGAGCAAUCUAGUCCCGCAGGAUGAGGACGAGAAGGCAUGGGGCUACCUCAAGAACGCCAUUGGUGUUUUCCCCGAGUUGACGAUGCGCAACACUGAUUUGCUAAGCGUUCAGGCUCUUCUUGGCAUGGCCCUGUUCUUGCAAGGAACACCCAACCCACAGCCUACAUUCUUACUGGUUUCAGCGGCGAUGCGUCUAGCACAGAGCAUUGGUCUUCAUAAACGUGGUACUGGGUUCAACCUCAACCCUAUCGAGAUCGAGCAGCGCAAGAGAGUCUUCUGGAUCGCUUACAUGCUUGACAAGGACCUUUGUCUCCGAGCCGGUCGUCCACCCGCCCAGGACGAUGAUGACAUGAAUGUCGAGCUUCCCGAUGCCGAUCCAGCCGACAAUAUUGGCAAUAUCCCACUGGCUGAUGGCAAGGGUAAGAUGAAUCUCUUCCGAGUCAUGUGCGAGUUCGCAACCAUCGAGAGCGAGGUCUACAAGAGAUUGUACUCUGUCCAAGCUACCAAACAAUCCGACGGUGAACUGCUCAAUACUAUCGGCGAGUUGGAUCAAAAGCUGGAGGAGUGGAAGGACAGUAUUCCCAUCGAUUAUCGCCCUGAGCACGACAUCAACGCCUCCCACACGCCCCUAAUUCUCCACGUUGUCAUGUUGCAUCUUACAUACUACAACUGCCUCACGACAAUCCAUCGCAUGUCGGUCCACCACGGCUACUGGACUAGUCGAUUGGCCAACUAUGCUAUUCAGGGCCUGAAUGCCCGACCUCUGAACCCGCGCGUCUUUUCGUCAGCGGCACUAUGCACAGCUGCAGCACGAGCCUCUGUCUCGCUGCUGAAGUAUGUGCCUCAGGGUGAUUUCGCUUGUGUCUGGAUGAUUCUUUACUUCCCUGUCUCUGCACUGGUGACCUUGUUUGGAAACAUUCUUCAAAAUCCCCUUGAUCCCAGGGCAAAGUCGGAUACCCGACUCAUGAACAUCGUUGUCACCUUCCUCUCUAUGCUUGGGCAGGAGGCUGAGCAAGGAGGUGUUCACCGAAUGCUCGGUAUCUGCGCCGAAUUCGAGCGCAUAGCCAAGGCUGUCAUCGACAAGGCUGAAAAGGAGCAGUCGUCUCGGCGCAAGCGCAAGAACCAGGACUCGGCGAACAAAUCAUCUGCCAAUGCGCCCGCUGCCCGGCAAAACGCUGCCAAAGAAUCGGUACGCUCUGCUUCGGUGUCUUCUACUGCUCAUAGAAGAUCUUCGCAAGCACAGCUAUCGCCGCCUUCAAACGGAGACUCGAUGGGAGCGUUCUCCGUAGGUACACCGAUGAAUGAUCUUUCACCAUCAGCAAUGUCAGCUGGUUGGCCGCAAGAGUUCCCGGUGCCGCAGCCUCACCAGAACGGUGAUUAUGAUUCGGCAAUGAGCUAUGGCGAAGGAAGUAUGCACUCUCCGGGGAUGCCAGUGUCGGCGUUUCAACAACCGCUCCUCCCACAAGACCUUUUUUCUCUGCCCAUGACACUGGACUGGAGCUGGGCUGAGAUGACCACUGGUGCGUACCCGACAGUUGAGAAUGGUAACUUUGGUGGUGAUUAA
Molecule: messenger RNA, 2685 nt
Organism: Fusarium pseudograminearum CS3096
Lineage: Eukaryota; Fungi; Ascomycota; Sordariomycetes; Hypocreales; Nectriaceae
Exons: 6
Coding region: 1-2685 (894 amino acids)
Biological process (GO): DNA-templated transcription; regulation of DNA-templated transcription
Molecular function (GO): DNA binding; zinc ion binding; DNA-binding transcription factor activity, RNA polymerase II-specific
Source: RefSeq, a predicted model, not a curated record